Molecule: messenger RNA, 2144 nt
Organism: Phascolarctos cinereus (koala)
Lineage: Eukaryota; Metazoa; Chordata; Mammalia; Diprotodontia; Phascolarctidae
Source: RefSeq, a predicted model, not a curated record
GAAAGUGACCCGAGUGUCUCCUCCGGCCCUUCCCGUCCCCCCUGCUCUUCCCAACUUCUUCAAACUGCAUGUGUCCACCGCAGCCCCUGGGAUUUGGGGAAGGAGGAGGAGGAGGAGGAGGACCCCUUGGGCAGAGGAGCCUCAGCUCUGGCCCUUCCUGGUUGUAGCGGCAACCCCCCACGAGGAGGAGCGUAUGCAGGCGAAUGUCCCUCCUUCCUUGCCCUCUUUGCAAAAAGCAACUUUUUACUGUGCAAAAGAGCCAUAGGAUUAAAUGGGUCCGGUAACUGGAAUGACUCCAGAUAAGAGAGCUGAAACGCCCGGAGCAGAAAAGGUUGCAGGAUUAAGCCAGAUUUACAGAAUGGGAAGCUUGCCUGAAGCAGUUGAUGCUGCCAGGCCAAAAGCUACUUUAGUGGACAGUGAAUCAGCAGAUGAUGAGCUCACAAAUUUGAACUGGCUUCAUGAAAGUACUAAUCUUCUAACAAACUUCAGCCUUGGAAAUGAGGGUCUUCCUAUUGUUAGUCCAAUAUAUGACAUUGAAGGUGAUAAUGUGCCAUCUUUUGUACCAUCCUACCAGAACACAGAAAAAAAAUCAGGGAAUUCAAAACCCCCUUACUCCUUUAGUCUUCUCAUUUACAUGGCUAUUGAACAUUCUCCAAAUAAAUGUUUGCCGGUCAAAGAAAUCUAUAGUUGGAUUCUGGAACGAUUUCCAUAUUUUGCUACAGCACCAACAGGUUGGAAGAAUUCUGUUCGACACAACCUUUCUUUGAACAAAUGUUUUCAGAAAGUGGAGAGAAGCCAUGGCAAGGUGAAUGGAAAAGGUUCCUUAUGGUGUGUUGAUCCAGAGUAUAAACCCAAUCUUAUACAAGCACUGAAGAAGCAGCCUUUUUCCUCAGCACUUGCAUUUUACACCCCUCCUGCAUCACCACAAAAUGGAUCAUCACCACCUCAUUAUAUAACCUCUGUACUAAAGCAGAGCCAAGUUCGAACUCUCAAAGAAUCUGAUAUUGAUGCAGCCACUGCAAUGAUGCUUUUAAAUACAUCUAUUGAACAAGGAAUUUUAGAAUGUGAGAAGCCCCUGCCACUCAAAACGGCUUUACAAAAGAAAAGGAGUUUUGUUAGUGCAUUUAGCCAUCCCAGUACCAUAAAUUUACAGGAGAGUGAUUCUGCAGUCAACAAUAUUGAUCCAAAGGAGGAUCAUAAUUACAGUGCGAGCAGCGUAGCAACGCAGCGUUGUGCAUCCAGAUCCAGUGUGUCUUCCUUGUCUUCUGUUGAUGAGGCAUAUGAGUUUAUCCCAAAGAAUAACCUUGCAGGAAGUGAUGGCAGUGAAGGGUUUCACAGUGAAGAAGAUACAGACAUUGAGUAUGAAGAUGACCCUCUUGGAGACAGUGGCUACAUAUCACAGCCUUGUGCAAAUACCUCUGACAAAGACCAGCCCAUCAAGAAGCCUAAAAGAGAGUCAUGUCAGGAAAUUGAUGAGGAGCUUAAAGAGGCAGCUGGAUCUCUGCUGCACCUUGCUGGAAUCCGCACAUGUCUGGGUUCCCUGAUAAGUACUGCAAAGAUCCAAAAGCAAAGGAAAAAGUAGUAAUACCAGAUGGUCUGAUUUUUUUUUUUAACGUGGCAAUACUCUUCUACUUUCUCUUCACAAGGGAGAUCAAAGCCAUAAUGGACUUCUUUAGCUGGGAGGUGGGGUGGGUGUUGGGGGGUGUGCUAAUUACCUUUUUUCCUUUAUACUUUUUUUUAAUCACUGCAAUUAGGGUUAUGCUGACCUAAGAUUGGGCCAAUCAAUGCAUGAUUGAAGUGCUAAUAGCAUACUUUUUCUAAUCACUGAUUCAGAGAUUUGGAGAACUUCUACAGAGAAAUCCUCAGGCUCCCUCUUAAAAUUGUAGACGAAAUCUUUCCCACAUAAAUAUCUUAUGUUGAUGUAGCAAAAUGGUAUGACUUGCCAGUCAGUAUAGCAAUUUUUCCAUUCUUUUUAAACCAUUGAAUACAGUGGAUGAAUUGGCUAAAAAUGAUAUUUUCCCUUUUACUCUGUUUAUUUUAUUCACCAAUGUAGAAUAUACACACACACACACACACACACACACACACACAUAUAUACAUAUAUAUAUUCUAGUGAAUGCUGAUUGAGACAUGAACCAAGUGGG